AUGUCUUACGAAGGAGCUGCAUCUGUCGCGAAGAAUCCUGCCCAAUUCUUUGCUUUGGAUGGUCUAUCUAAUUUCCAUGACCAUAAUGAAUCUCUUGAUUACCAGGAGUAUCUUCCAGAAAUGGAAGCGACCUACUCGUGUCCUCUUUCGACCGUAAUGGAGCAGCCUGAGUACUCUCAUCAAAAGCAAAUUCAUCCUCUAGCUACUUCUUCCUUAUCUACUUCAUUUCCUACUAGAAUCACAGAUCAUAUGGACUAUUCUCCUUUCUUGCAUCUUCCGAUUGCUUCCUCACUUGAAUCCUCUUCGUCCUAUUUGAAUGUUCAUACGGGUGGUAUUUCAGACUCUCAAUCUUACAGUUCUUCUUAUGGUCCUUCUCUGUCUCCUCCUUCUUCACCCUUUAAUACAGGUAUCCAAACCUCUAUGGACCCCCCAUCAACGAUUAUUGAAGAAGAUGAACUUGGUUCCUUACACAUCAGACAACCCAAUGGUUUGUCGUAUGAAGAAAAUUUGACAUCCGCUUGGAAAAAUGACUUGGCAGGUGAGAGCAGUAACCCUUCUUUUCCUGAAGUACCUAUCAAAGAAGAAAGUGAACCUUUAGCCUAUUACGAUAAUGAAGAUUACUGUCCUUCAAGUCAGCUGUACCGUGAGGAAGAUCUUUAUUCUUCUACUGCGUUUCCUAGCUCAGAUGCUAUUGAACCAAUUCAGGAGGCCAUGUCAAAUGAGUUUGUCACAUUGCCUUCUUCUCCCCCUCAUCCUGAAGGACCAUAUGCUCCUAUUUCCCCUGAUAAGUUGACGUUGCAAAUCGCAAUUUGUGAGCCCUCUCUCACAGAUAUAUCCACACCAGACACACCCGCUAAUGUCUCACCUGUCUCUCCGUUUGCCCCGUUGACCAAGGUAGAGCCGGUCUCACCUGUGAAACCUUCUUUUGCAUUUCAAAAUUUACCUAAUUUAAGUAUAAAUACGAGAUCCCUUGAGCCUCAGGUAUCCCUCGCCGGCGAGGUCUUGCAACCUGAAAAUCAAACUUUGUCAUCCAUUAGAACUCUACAACUGGAUAAUCAACAAAAUGAUUUUCCCGACAUCUUCCAAAAGAAAGAUUCUUCUAUUCCCUUUUCCAAGGACAAUAGCCGUAACUGUUCUUCUGAAAACAAAGAGAUUUCGACUAUUUAUAAUCGUCAAGAUGAACAGAACCAGGAGCUGAAUUGUUUUAUCUCUUCUGAAAACAAUCACAAAGAAGCUUUCCAUGCCGUUCAACAACCCCUCGUGGGCGCUUCUGAAGCAUUGCUUCCCGUAAAGCAGGAGCCUUUGGAUACCCAAGAUAUGCAUUUUGUACGACCAUUAUUGACACCCAAACCUCACAUGAAAAUCACUGAAAAUAAUGGCUGCAAAACGUCUCGAAAGCAAUCCUCACGAAUUUGUCGUAUUCCUCCGGAAACUAUGGCCAGUCUGUAUCGUGGACCUGAAGAAGACGGUAAAUUUAUUUGUUUAUUCAAUGGUUGCUGCAAACGAGUUCGCCGAAAGUAUAAUAUUGAGUCUCAUAUUCAAACCCAUCUAAGUGACCGGCCCUAUCGUUGUGAAGUCUGCAAAGCGGGCUUUGUCAGACAUCACGAUUUGAAACGACAUCUGCGUAUCCAUGAGAAUGGACGUCCAUAUGUCUGUGAAUGCAGCAAAAGAUUCAACCGUCUGGACGCUCUGAAUCGCCAUAAGCAAAGAAAUAUUUGUAUCGGAGGCUUAAACCGGAGAUGA
Molecule: messenger RNA, 1743 nt
Organism: Schizosaccharomyces cryophilus OY26
Lineage: Eukaryota; Fungi; Ascomycota; Schizosaccharomycetes; Schizosaccharomycetales; Schizosaccharomycetaceae
Product: transcription factor Ace2
Exons: 1
Coding region: 1-1743 (580 amino acids)
Biological process (GO): regulation of transcription by RNA polymerase II
Cellular component (GO): nucleus
Molecular function (GO): RNA polymerase II cis-regulatory region sequence-specific DNA binding; DNA-binding transcription factor activity, RNA polymerase II-specific
Source: RefSeq, a predicted model, not a curated record